Aspergillus lentulus is the source of this 819-nucleotide messenger RNA. RefSeq lists its product as uncharacterized. The record is from RefSeq and is a predicted model, not a curated record. Lineage: Eukaryota; Fungi; Ascomycota; Eurotiomycetes; Eurotiales; Aspergillaceae.
AUGAGAUUCCUUCCUUGGGCUGCUGCCAUUCUCUCGGCUGUGUGCGUUCAGGCAAAUGAAUGGCACGCCUACUACCGGCUGACCUCCGAUGCAUAUCAAGCCAAGUUCAAUGACCUUGUCGGCCAAGGUUACCGACUGAACUCCGUCAGCGGCUAUGAACGCAACGGCCAGCCUAACUUCGCCGUCAUUUUCGAGAAGAAAUCUUCAGCGGCCUGGAAGUCUCACCAUGGCAUGACUUCUGCCGCCUACCAAAAGAAAUUCGACGAGUACCUCAGCCAGGGAUACCGUGUCGUCCAGGUCAAUGGCUACACUGUCGGCGACGACGCUUACUAUGCUGCCAUAUGGGACAAGUCGCCCUCCGCAGGCUGGGUCACCCGUCAUGGAAUGACGAUUGAAUCGAUGCAGAAAUAUUUCGACGAGUACCUGAAACAGGGCUACAAGCUCACUCAUAUCAGUGGCUACGAGCUCAAGGGCGAGGAGCGCUUUGCUGCGGUCUGGGAGAAGACGAACGACCAUAUCGCCUGGCUGUCUUAUGCCAACAUGACCUCUGCCGAAUAUCAAUCGCGCUUUGACAAAUAUGUGAAGGACGGAUAUCGCCUGGUCGACGUCGAUGGAUAUCAGGUAGACGACCAUGUUUACUAUGCGGCCAUCUGGGACAAGUCGGCCUCUGGUGCUUGGGUCGCCAGACAUGGAUUGGAUUCACCAAGCUUCCAGGCGGCAUUCGACAAGUAUAAGAAGGAGGGCUAUGUUCUUCGCGCUUUCAGUGGGUACAAUUCUGGAAAGGAGGAUCGCUAUGCUGGUCUUUGGAUAAAGCCAUAG